Chrysoperla carnea is the source of this 2252-nucleotide messenger RNA. RefSeq names its product propionyl-CoA carboxylase beta chain, mitochondrial-like. Gene Ontology annotation, cellular component: mitochondrion. The record is from RefSeq and is a predicted model, not a curated record. Gene Ontology annotation, molecular function: propionyl-CoA carboxylase activity. Lineage: Eukaryota; Metazoa; Arthropoda; Insecta; Neuroptera; Chrysopidae. The transcript is spliced from 5 exons. The coding region runs from base 28 to 1629 and encodes 533 amino acids.
GAUUCAAGCCAAACAAAUAGUUUCAAAAUGAAACCAUUAAAUAAAAGAGUUUUUCAAUUAUUAGUAAAAAAUACACGUCAGUUGAAUUCAUCAAACGUUUCAUCAAGUGUAAAUCAUACUAUUGCAGUUCAAGAAAGAAUUAAAGAAAAAAGAAAAGAUGCUUUACUAGGUGGUGGUCAAAAGAAAAUCGACGCUCAACAUGCUAGAGGGAAGUUAACAGCUAGAGAACGAAUUCAAGUUUUUUGUGAUGAAGGUACAUUCAGUGAAUAUGACAUGUUCAUGGAACACACAUGCACCGAUUUUGGAAUGGAAAACAUGAAAUUCACAGGAGAUUCCGUAAUAACUGGUCAUGCAAAGGUUAAUGGUCGACCAGUUUACCUAUUUAGCCAAGAUUUUACAGUGUUAGGAGGUAGCUUGUCAAGUGUACAUGCACGAAAAAUUACGAAAAUAAUGGAUCAAGCAUUGUUAGUUGGAGCACCUAUCAUUGGAUUGAACGAUUCGGGAGGAGCACGUAUUCAGGAGGGUAUAGAGUCUUUGAUUGGUUAUUCUGACAUUUGUACUCGAAAUGUACUUGCUUCAGGAUUUAUACCACAAAUAUCGCUAAUUAUGGGGCCAUGCGCAGGCGGAGCUGCUUAUUCGCCAGCCUUAACUGAUUUUACAUUCAUGGUAGAAGAUACGUCAUAUUUGUAUGUAACAGGUCCUGAUGUUAUUAAGUCGGUUACAAACGAGGAUGUCACCCAUGACGAACUAGGAGGUUCCAAAGUUCAUACAACAAUGUCAGGAGUAGCCCAUAAUUCUUUUAAAAAUGAUGUGGAAGCAAUACUUCAAGUACGAAAUUUACUGAGCUAUUUACCACAAUCAAAUAAAGAACCUCCCCCUCUUAGAAUUUGUACAGAUCCCGUUGACGAUGAUGUUCCAUUUUUGGAUUCAGUAAUUCCGUAUAAUGCAAGUGAUCCUUAUGACAUGUAUGAUAUAAUUUACGCAAUUGUUGAUGAAAAAGAAUUUUUUGAAAUAAUGCCGCGAUAUGCAUCAAAUAUUAUUGUUGGAUUCGCUCGUUUAGGUGGACGUACUGUAGGAAUAUUUGCCAACCAACCAAAAGUUGCUGCUGGAUGUUUAGAUAUUAAUUCGUCGCUAAAAGCUUCUCGUUUUAUAAGAUUUUGUGAUUCGUUCAAUAUUCCACUGGUAUCAUUUGUAGAUAUACCUGGAUUUUUAGCUGGUACACAGCAAGAAUUUUCCGGUAUAAUUAAACAUGGUGCAAAAAUGUUAUAUUCCAUAUUCGAAGCCACUGUACCAAAAUUGUCUGUUAUCACUCGAAAAGCAUAUGGAGGUGGGUUUGCUACAAUGUCAUCACAAAGCGAUAUUACCUAUGGAUGGCCCACGGCAGAAGUAGCUGUAAUGGGUAGUAAAGGCGCUGUUUCAGUACUGUAUCGUGGAAACGAUAAUAUGACUGAAAUGGAAAAUGACUAUAUUAAAAAAUUUAGUAAUCCGUUUCCUGCAGCUGUUCUUGGCUAUAUAGACGAUAUUAUUGAGCCAAGAACAACACGCUGGCGAUUAAUUCGUGAUUUAGAAUUAUUAGUAAGUAAAAAAGUGAAGCUUCCGACCAAAAAACAUGGAAUUAUUCCGAUGUAAAUUUUUAUUAAUUUUUAAUUAAGUUUGAAAAAGAUUCACAAAAAACGACCCUUAACACAAACAAAAAAUUGGAUAAGCGCUAGUUGUACUUGUACCAACAAUUCCCCGAACUACAAUUUUUAUAUUAUGGUCCACAAAUAGUGCUAAUGUGUCCAAGCAGUCCUUCAUAGAAGCUGGAGCUUAAUUAAUAAAAUAUAAUUUUUUUACUUGUCUAAGCUUAAGUAAUUCAUAACGGUUGCUCUCUCAAGGCCUUAACAGCAAAUUCACAAAAGUUAAAUUUUUCCAUGUAAUAGUACCACCCAUUACUUACUAUUGUUGCAUACUAACCCGUGUAUUCCUUCAAAAUUACUAAAAUAUACAGAGUAAUAACUACUCUGGAAAUAUUAUGCUUUAACAGAAGAGCUUCUAUUUUUACGGGAAGUUUUAAAACAAGGAUUUCUACUCCAAUGUAAACAAUUGACCUCAUUUGUUAAGAUAUAUCAUUUUCAUCAUAGAUAGUAAGUGAAUGGCUAGACUCAAUAAAUUCACUGUUGAUACUUUUUUUGUAACCAACUGCGAAAAUACUCGGUACUAAAUGAAAAAAAGUCGCCCUAUUAGCUCAGUUGGUUAAGGCGUAACCAAUU